This is a messenger RNA of Hydractinia symbiolongicarpus, 4190 nucleotides long. RefSeq lists its product as uncharacterized. The transcript has 6 exons. The record is from RefSeq and is a predicted model, not a curated record. Lineage: Eukaryota; Metazoa; Cnidaria; Hydrozoa; Anthoathecata; Hydractiniidae. Bases 1708 to 3102 code for a protein of 464 amino acids.
UUCUUCUUCUUCUUCUUCUUCUUCUUCUUCUUCUUCUUCUUCUUCUUCUUCUUCUUCUUCUUCUUCUUCUUCUUCUUCUUCUUCUUCUUCUUCUUCUUCUUCUUCUUCUUCUUCUUCUUCUUCUUCUUCUUCUUCUUCUUCUUUUUCUUCUUCUUCUUCUUCUUCUUCUUCUUCUUCUUCUUCUUCUUCUUCUUCUUCUUCUUCUUCUUCUUUGAUUAGCCUGAUUAGAUUGCUAAAGAGAAGGAAGUUAAUGCUUUAUCAUUUCUAACAAUUAAUUACACACGGUAGUUACAAUUUAACAGUUUUAACCGCAACGUUUUUUCAUAGUCAGCAAUUUUUUUUUUGACAAACUUUCUCUUUUAUUUUUGCCUUCCUAGUUUCAUUCUGCAGUUUUACGACUUUUUUUAUUUUUAACUCUACUAACAAAGUUUAAAAAUUUCUCAAAAUUUUGUGAAGGUUUAUAACGACUAUCAGUACACACAAAGUAAAACUAUAAACGCCUUUUUAUCAUACAUAUCACAGGGAGAAUGCAAUGACAUCCUAAGCUACCAUUUUUUUUCCGAUGCGCCCUGUCAAAGAAUUAGGUUCAAAUUGAGAUUUUCACAAGUUCUUUGCCCACCUACCACUUUUAAAUGUAAUUUUUUUUAUCAUUAUUAACACUUGUUAGUUGGGAAUUUACAGCUACCCAUCGGGUUUAAUUCUACCAACUACAAGUUUGAAAUUUGGUCGAACGCUCAAAUAGAUGCAAUUUGUAUGGGAUGAAACCAACCUACACUGAUAUAUUAUUCUCAGCGUUAAUACCACAAACCUCCUAUCUUAUAACAAUCAUUUUAAUUAAAUUCACACAUUCUUUUGUUUUUUCAGAUGAAUUUAACAAUCUCUGAUGAAACAUUUUAAUAACCCAAACGUGCUGUGACCUGUGCUUGAUCUUAAUUAACACAUGUGCAGUAUUUGUCAUAUUAAAAAAAUGCAGACAUUGCAUAGCAAUUAUGAGUUUAGGAUAUUGGUUAGUAAUACUAAGUGCUCAGUGGGUAUAAUGACCCUACACUAAAGAGUGUAUUCAAAACGAGAACGUCAUAUGUAUGUAUUAUAUGUUAAUAAUACAUCCUUCUUAAAAUAUAUACACGAUAAAUCAAUCCAAAAGGCCACUUCUUUCUCGGUUUUUUACGUUAACUUUUGCGAUCACAAAUACAAACAGCAAAAAAAACAUGACCCAGGGAAAGGUUACGUUUGGGUAGGCCCCGGGAGUCACCAAAACAAAAGGUCAAAAAUGGAAACAAAAGAGGCGAAAGCAUUUAUUGCAUUCUUCAAGUCAUGGGAAUUUAUCAUAAGAUAGGACUGAAACUCUCAUUCAACUAUUUGGUCGUAUCAAGUAACAAGGUAAACGCAGGCUAAUAAAUUAAAUUCUUGAAAUACUUUAACUAUUUUUGUUAUUUUAAACUGGCCUUAAUCAGUUCGAGCGCUCUGCGAAGAAGAGUGGUUUCCAUUUUGGUAACGAGAACAAAUAGAAAGUAGUGGGAAGAAACAAAACAAAACUAUACUAUGAGAAACUUAAUUUUGGAGAAAUUGAUAUCCUUUGGUAGGUUGAAUCCAGAUUUUUAUUCUUUCGAUUGAACCCCUUAAGCGUGUGAUCAAUUGGAAGACUGUUACUGUCGAAUACAUAAAAGAAAACUUGGAAGAAAACGUAGAAGCAAAGGUUUUAUUAGGAUGGGUUUCAAAUGUUCUGAAGUCGUAGAACUUCUUAUGUUAUCACUAUACGCGGUUUCUUGCAUCGAUGUUAAUGUUAUCCGUCAAGAUGAUGGCGAUAUCUUUAAUUCUUCUUCUAACAUUAAUUGCAGUAUUUAUAAUGCUAAGCAGAUAUCACCUUCGAAGUGUCAGUGUGUCUUUUCCAGUAAAUUUAUUAAUAAAAAAGUGUUUGGCUCGUUGUACGAAAAUGCAUUUGGCUACUCACGGUGUUUUUAUGACAAAGGCGCUUCAUUGGGAUGUUAUUCAUUAGGCGCGCAUUUACAAAGACAAACUCUGUCGCGCAUAAACUCGGGGAAUUCAUCAGUGAACAACACAUUUAGUGUUCGCUUGAUUUUUGAUGCUUCCAGAUAUUCUUCUUUUACUGUUACUGAUAAUCAAAAUUGGAAGAGCGAUGGUCACAAACUGCAGCUUCGAACAAACAACGUAUCCUAUUUUGGUAAGGUUUACUUUCUGAAACUUAAAUUACGUGGAAAAGAUGGAAAAAAAGACAGGGAUGUGUGCGCCUUUGUUAAAAUACCCAAUACAACCCCAAUAACAGUGGCACUAAUUUCACCCGACGAAAAAGUGAUGUAUAUGAUAAGAAAUAACGGAAAAGAUGUGUAUUUUUAUUCUCUUGUUGGAGUUGGCGUUGCUUUUGUUGUACUUGUCCUUCUACUGACAAUAAUCAUUCGUAAGAACAUCAGUGAUAGGCGUGAAAGAAGUAUUUCCAAAACAGCUCUCAUAACAAAGUGUCCUCUGGGAACUGCUAGUCAAUACUGCAAAGAAGCCAGUCUGCAUGUUCUGAGUAAAAAACAACAUGCAGAAAACCAAGUAGAACUGAACAUUAAUAGAGGAUCAAUAACAAAUCUCGCUUUAACUUGCAAAGAAGACGAACAAGAAUCACUUUCUACAAGCAAUAAAAUAGUGUGUACACAGACAGCAAUGUUGCCUUUACGUCAUAGCUUAUUAGAGAAUGCAGUGCCAGAGAAUAAAACCGUCGGAAAAGAUAAAGAAACUCAGACAGAAGGUAUAGGGUUUGACAAUGAAGAAAACAUAUAUGAAGUUACGGAAGAUGAUUUUGACAGAUAUAUGUGUUCUCAAUCACUGGAUAGUUUAUUUUAUGAAAAUACUAAAAACGACGUUUAUGAACCUCCAAGUGACUUCUUUGAAUUUCAAUCUACAAAAUUGACAGGUCGUUCAUUGUAUGGUGAGAAAGAUGGCUAUGCAAAGCCUUCUCUGGACACAACUGAUAAAGACUCGUAUGUUACCAUGGUCUUGGAACCAUAUUUAUCACCAAUCGAAGCCUGCUAUUGUAAUUUAGGUGAACAUGCAAAGUUUGAUGAAAAUGUUGAUGUGUGUUUAAAUCUAUAUUCAUAGGAAUUCAGAAGAGAAACAAUGUUAGAUAGGACUACAUUUUAGAAAAUAGGGAAAAUAUUAAGCAAAGUUAUCAGAAGAAAAACGAUCACAUGGUCACAUGAAUAGCGAUUCAAUGUUGAUCUUUUAUUUGUCAAGUAGCCACAUGAUUUAGAUUAGGGAGACACUAAGAUUUUAGUAUGGCAUGUCAUACAAGCUGUAGUUUAUUGACCGUACUUAAAUUUAAAUAACUUUUGUUUUGUAAAAUAAGGUUUCUAUAAUGUGAAAUCUUGUAUUGGCACAUAUGUAAUAUAGAAGAUGCAUGUAAAUAAAAAACACAGAGGUUUUAACAAUUUCACAACAGAGACAAAAAAAAAAUGUAUUUAAUGACUUAGCAUGUAUAUUUAAGAAGUUUUGGAUGAAGCUUUAGGAGACGCGUCUUCGGAUGGAAUUUGGUGGUUGGAGAAAUAAUUCAAUAGCCUCGUUUUAACACAACAAACUUAUAACAAGAUAAAUAAAUAAUAUCAACGAAAAUAAACUGGUUCAGAAAUUUGUUUUCUUUAACAUGUCAAUAUUUGCUAAAUCAUAACUUUAAAAAAGAGGUGUUCCAUCGUGCAGCUGUUCCUUGUAUACACUGCCGCACGUAGUGUAGUGGAUUCUUCCGGUUCCAGUUCUAAACUUCGCAGAUCAAAUUGCAUUCUUGGGUGAGAUGUCUAAAUGAAAACCUCACACUGGUUUAAAAUUUCAAUUUGGUCGACUUGACGAAACGUGUUUCAGUUUGCCCAAAACUCACCGAUAUUCUUACGGAGCGAACUGUGAACCUAAUUUACUCAAACAAGUUUAAGUUCACUUUUAGAUCUCACGUAAAUAGACUCUAAAAUGUAAUUUAAAGGGCUUCCGCAAUUCAAAACCUUCUUGCGCAUCCAAACAAAAAAAAAAAACCUUAUAGCUAUUAAUUCUCUGGUAGCUAUAUGCCUGCUAUAAAUAUGAUGUAAACAAAUCGACAAAGAAAUAAAAAUUUACUGAGAAGCGGGAAAAAAGAAAAAAAUCGUUGAUAACAUUUAAAAAAAACGAAAAUUUAAUUGCAUAUUUGAUGCAGCAACAAUAAUACA